GGAGGCAGUCAAAGAGGAAAUUCGCGCACCGUUGAAGUCUCUCCCGUAGUUUGUGCCUGGAUACAAUCGUCGUAGAGCAUUUAAUUUGCAAUAAAGGUGAGGCGAAUAUGGCGACGUUGGGACCAGACCCUCGUCCACAUUCCCAGCUCGCAUCUACCUCUAUACAAAGUAACAUUAGCGGCAAUAACGUGCCAACUAACCGUGGCUUGGAAAGAGCGUUGGAAGAAGGAGCGAACUCCGGGUUUUUUAACCUUAGCGCCAGGAAACUCAAAGAAUUCCCUGGGACAGCAUCUAACUUUGAUUUAUCAGAUACAGUGGAAGCAGACCUGUCAAGGAAUCGUUUGGCAGAGGUCCCCUCGGAGGUGUGUCACCUGGUCGCCUUGGAAUCGCUGAACCUCUAUCACAACUGUAUCAAAACUAUUCCUGACACCAUCAUCAACCUACAGUCACUCACCUCCUUAAACCUCAGUCGGAACCAGCUGUGUGCUCUGCCAGCCUGCCUGUGUGGGUUGCCCCUACGAGUCCUCAAUGCCAGCAACAACAAGCUGGUGUGUAUACCUGAGGCCAUCGGUCAGCUCAGGAGCCUCAUGGAGCUGGAUGUGAGCUGUAAUGAGAUCACUGCUCUGCCCCGUCACAUCGGCCGACUCAAGGCCCUCCGAGAACUCAACGUCCGCAGGAACCUGCUCUGUGUCCUACCUGAAGACUUGGCGGAGCUUCCCCUGGUGAAAUUGGACUUUUCCUGUAACAAGGUGUCUACCAUCCCAGUGAGCUACAGGAAGAUGGCCCAGCUCCAGAACCUACAGCUGGAGAACAACCCCUUACAGAGCCCCCCUGCACAGAUCUGCAUGAAAGGCAAAGUUCACAUAUUUAAGUACCUGAGCAUCGAGGCAUGUCGAAGUGACAAGAUGCCUGAUUCUCUCUACCUGCCUGUCAUGGAGCGCCUCAGCCUAUCACGACCCGCCACCGGCAGCACGGAGGACAUUGACCAGAAUAAGAAACAGGACACAGACUCAGGAGUUGGCAGCGACAACGGGGACAAAAGACUGUCUGCCACCGAGCCUUCAGAUGAGGACAGCUUGAGUCUCAAUGUCCCCAUGUCCCACAUCACAGAGGAGGAGGGGCUAAGCAAAGACGACUCUAGUGAACACAUCAGCACUCUAACAGCGGACCCCCACGGGGACGGGGUGCAACUGAUAGAGGAAAGCCCAACAGAGGCCCUGAAAGACCUGAAGGAACAGUUAGGCUACAGAGACUCCUCUUCUGCUCUCAGCAACCGCUUCCGCAGCUACAUCAAGGUGUUCCUGCUCGUGCAGGGACGGACGCCAGACUACGACGAGCCCCUCAGGAUAGAGGAAGACACACACUGGGCCUCUGAACAGACGUCAAAGGUCACAGAAGGAAAGCACAUUGCCAUGAUCAACCAGCUGAAGGAGGCUGUAGAGCUACUACAAGACCCUAACAGAGUGAGUAUGGAAACAGAGGACCUAUCUGGAGUUCAGCUUUACCCUGUUGAGAUGGUCAUGGUGGAAGACUCUCUCAAUGGCCAAGACAGUGACGGCAGUGAAGAACAAACCACACCCAAGUGGGACACUCCUGAUGGAGGCUUUGAGUUCCAGAAGAAACGAGAGUUGAUUCUAGAGAGGGCCAGGCUGGAGGCCCAGCUUGCAUACCAACAAUAUGAGACACAUAUGUCCAACCAGCAGGGAGAAGACAGAGUUCCAGGCAGCGGUACCACGUUUACCACUCCUCCCACCCCUCCCUUCGGGUUGAAGCCCCGCUCAGCCCCUGCCUCACUGCCCUGCUCGCCCCAGCCCUGUUUCCGCCCCCUCCUCACACAGGCCCUGUCCGUCGAUAAAGACACUCCCCCUAGACCAGGCGAUGGAGUCAUGCACACCAGUGUGUUCCUGAGGACCCAUAAGAGUCUGGAGUCUGUGGAUCCUCAGUUCACCAUGAGGAGGAAGAUGGAACAGCUGAGAGAAGAGCUGGAGCUGAUGGAACAACUCAGAGAGAGUAUAGAGAGCAGACUGAAGGUGGCUCUUCCUGAAGACCUGGGCUCCUCCCUCAUGGACGGGGUGGUGCUCUGCCAUCUGGCUAAUCACAUUCGCCCACGCUCCGUGGCCAGCAUCCAUGUGCCCUCGUCCGCGGUGCCCAAACUCAGCAUGGCCAAGUGUCGAAGGAACGUGGAGAACUUCCUGGAUGCCUGUAGGAAGAUGGGCGUUCCCGAGUCGUCCCUCUGCUCAGCAUAUGACAUCAUCCAGUGUCACCUGCGGCCGAUCCGUGUCACCGUGUGCGCCCUGGUCGCCAUGGAGACCCCCACAGAGGGGAGGAACUCAGACAGACAGGGGGAGGACCCGAGUCCAAACCCAAGCCCUGCCCCAGAGGUGUCUACACAGGUCGCCUUGGUUCCGUCUCCCGCCUGGCAGCCCUGGGACCUGAUUGGCUCGAGCCUAGUACAUGUGUUCUGUCUCCUCCUGCUGUUUGUGGCCUAUAGCUGGAGCGAGCUGACGUAAUGCCACCUGACAAUCUCCUGUCAAAGCCCCCCCUCCCGCAUGUGCCAACACAUCUCCGUCCGCAAUCCUCCUCUUUCUUCAACCUCGUUUCUGUGCUCUUCUCCUCUGCCCAGAAAAAGCUGCUGACUCACUCACCUAGUGUGUCUCUCUUUUAUUCAUGCACACAUUACAGAUGCACACCAAUAAACUCCAAUAAAUACCAACUCACAACCUCGCACACAUGCAUUCAUAUACUGUCCUCAUCAAUACUGCACAUUCCAACUGUUGAAAGAAUCCUGGAGCUUGUACACAAGGGGUUUACCAGAAGACUCUUUACAACUCUUUGGCCAAUGUGUCAAAUCAAGCCUAUCAUGUUGGAUUCUUGGCUUUAUUAAUGCCCUCUGGGGUCACAGACCGGGUUGUAUGGGGUCAUACACUGUCUCUUGGUUCCAUACAGCCUAUCUAGUUUGGGUCCAGGUAAGCACAGAACAUUAAUAGGGUUCCUCUAUCAAGCUGGAUCUUGGCGCUUUUUUGUCGCAUUGGUUUCUCUCUUCAAGACACAUCAAAUACAGGUACAAUACUGUCUGCUCAAAGGAAAUAGUAAAGCUCAAUAGUGAUGCCAUCUAUGACACAAAGACACAACAAACAGUGUAUCAGUUUGGACCUAAUAAACACACCACUUAUGACUAGACUGUAAAAUGUCACUACAGAACACUGCCACUAAAUAAGGUUCAAUAAUCACGUCACUACUGCACAUCUUUACCCCCCCGUCCAUCUACAGGUAACUACCAAAAUAAUGGAAACGCUUGAGUAAAUGAUGGAUACAAAAUAUAUUGAAAGUAGAUGCUUCCACACAGGUGUGGUUCCUGAGUUAAUUAAGUAAUUAACAUCCCAUAGGGUCAUGUAUAAAAAGGCUAGACAGGCCAUUAUUUUGGCUACUAUGGCAAUGUCCCCAUAGCAAGACAGAGCACAAGUGAUCACUGAGUGGUUUGAUGAGCAUGAAAACGAUGUAAACCAUAUGCCAUGGCAAUCUCACUCCCCAGAUCUCAAUCAAAUUGAACACGUAUGGGAGAUUCUGGAGUGGUGCCUGAGACAGCGUUUUCCACCACCAACAACAAAACACCAAAUUAUGACUUUUAUUUGUGGAGGAAUGGUGACGCAUCCCUCCAAUAGAGUUCCAGACAGUUGUAGAAUCUAUGCCAAGGUGCAUUGAAGUUGUUCUGGCUCGUGAUGGCCCAACACCCGAUUAAGACCCUUUAUGUUGGUGUUUCCUUUAUUUUGGAAGUUACCUGUACGUAAACUUUCAUAUCGCUAUAGUUGAUUUACCCUGGGGGAGUUACAUGACUACAGUAUGUAGAAGUUUUGGGCCGACUAUUGUAUUAUUGUCGUGGUUCAGACUGUAGACUUAUUUUCUUACUUUAAAACCUCAUGAAGAUACAUUGGAUGGAAGUUUAUUUUACCCAGUGACUGCAAUUGGUACGCCAUUAUACUAUUAGUUCUGUGUGUUUUAACUCAGCCAUUGCUGUGAGGCUUUAUAAUGACUUGUAUAUCUGAUGGUGUGAAUGGAACUGGUAAUAAAUGUAGUUACCACCUCUCCUA
Molecule: messenger RNA, 4088 nt
Organism: Oncorhynchus keta (chum salmon)
Lineage: Eukaryota; Metazoa; Chordata; Actinopteri; Salmoniformes; Salmonidae
Product: leucine-rich repeat and calponin homology domain-containing protein 1-like
Exons: 20
Coding region: 108-2510 (800 amino acids)
Molecular function (GO): protein binding
Source: RefSeq, a predicted model, not a curated record